Molecule: messenger RNA, 2046 nt
Organism: Coniosporium apollinis CBS 100218
Lineage: Eukaryota; Fungi; Ascomycota; Dothideomycetes
Exons: 1
Coding region: 1-2046 (681 amino acids)
Source: RefSeq, a predicted model, not a curated record
AUGGCUCCUGAACUACCUCCACUUCUGCCUCCAGUUGGUGUUUUCGACCAAGCGGAGUUUCCCGACGCCUUGGAGUCGGAAAUUCCGGACAUUCCACCCAGCCCUGUCAUAAUCUCACAUGCGCCCCCAGCCGUCGCGAGGUCUGUUCGCCGAGGCUGUUGGCUUGUCAACUUCAGGCCCACCGGUACGCCUCUGGUCAGUUAUGAUGGUACCAUUCGCGUCGAGGUCAGUGCCGGAGGUAGGACGGCCAGCGGCGACCUCUAUCAACGGCAGAUUGUUAUUCUGCCAGGAGGUACGUCAACCCUUGGGCCUGGACCGAACCCUGCUCAUGGGAUUCCCAUUCAGCCGCUCAACAGAUACCGCUACUACCUUAGCAUCACCAGGAUCCUCGAGCAUAGCACUCCUGGGAACUCGUUCGAGCUCGGAUUCCAGCGCUGGCGAUACAUCCUGCCGACCCCGGCCAACCGUAACGGGUCAUGGGUUAAUGAGGGCCCCUUCAGCGCUACAAUGACCUGGAUAACUGCUCCGGCGGCAUAUCCCUCGGCGGGCGAUUACCUCGAGGGCAACCUUAGAAACAACCUCGGUGUUAUUGUCGGCCGGCUCAAGAUGGGCUGGGUCUCGUGGUAUUACCGCAAAGCGUCGAUCGAGAUUGAUACUGUCCAGGGUUCCGAACGUCCAACUGGUAACGGCGCUGGCGAGGCUUGGCGCACCGUCGGCAUCAAGAUGGGCUGGGACCUGACGGAGAUUCUCAGCCAGACCAACGUCACUAAUCCUAGUGGUGCGGGUUGGUCCAACGGAGAACUGCACGCAAGCAUGUUGCAGUGGAGGAACAGUAGCAACCUCGACAUCGAAUGGCGUUACCACCUGUUGGCCGUGCAUCUUCUUGACUUCACGGAACGCGGAGUUAUGUACGACACAGGUGGGACAGAUUCCAACAAGGUUGCCCGUGAGGGCGCUGGUCUCUCGUCGCACUGGAUGAUUCCUCCAAGCGGCUGGGGUCGUGUCAACGGUAAACGUUGGGGAGGCGAAGCGGCUCCUUACUUCCGCUCAGCGGUUCACGAGCUUGGCCAUGCGUUCGGUCUCCUGCACAAUCUCAACAAUCAAUAUUUCAUGGACACUAGUAACUUGAUCGCGGGAGCAGGAGAGGUGACACCUCCGAAGUUCCCUGAUAACAUCAGAUGGAACUUUGCGGAUAUAGACCUCCGCCGCCUGCGCCAUUGGUCCGAUAUCUUCGUACGGCCGGGCGGAGUUCCAUUCGGUGCGGCUUCGGAAACUAGUCCAAUCAUCUCGCCGCCAGACGUGGAAGUUGAGGUGCCCGGUGUGAGGCUGGAGGUCGAGCCGCUGAGGCCAGAACUGCCACUUGGUGCGCCUGUCCGAAUCAACAUCAGGCUCACCAAUGUCAGCAGCGACACGCCAUUACGGGUGCCGAAGGAUCUCAGCCUCAAGUCCCGCUUCGUAUGCGGUUACGUCACAGGCGUUUCAGGCACGCCUAGGACCUUCAGCCCGGUUGUGAUCACCGACGACAAUUCGAUGAGAGACCUUGCAAAGGGCCACAGCGUCACCGCCUCACUGACUCUCUUGCGUGGUGCUGAGGGUGCGCUCUUCCCUACGAGCGGCGUCUCAGAAAUUACUGUCAAGAUUAACUGGCCCAUUGGUGAGGCCGAGGCUGCAGUGGUUGGAAAGACAACCGUGAUGGUAACCGGGGCGUACACUUCCGAGCACGCCGUAGCCGCUCACAAGGUCCUGGCGACCCCCGACGUCCAUGCCGUUCUUAUCUUCGGCGGAGACCACCUGGAGGAAGGAAUUGAGGCUAUCCGCACUGCACUCAACGACGAUACUUUGCGCCCUCACUUCGCUGCCAUUGAAGCCAAAAGAUGCGCUCGUCGCUUCAUGAGCCGAGAGCCUGAUAUCGAGACCGCGAGAAGGCUGCUCGAUGACUAUGUCGUAAGGACUGAUGUUGAGGCGGCGCAACUGCGCAAGGCGUUCGAAGAUGCUGGAGCGGGUGAGGACCGGAUGCCAAGAAGUAUUAGACCGAAUGGCUCCUGA